AUUAUCGUUUCGUAUCAAAAAAAACACACACACGCACGCUUAGAAUUAUUGGAGUCUUGGUCAAGAACAUACUGUGGAGCCAAAAAAAUUUUUUAGAGCGGGCACACUCUUACUACAAAAUUUAAUUUUUUUUCUUUCAAUAAAUAAAUAAAAAAUGUGAUACAUUUGUAUUUUAAACAUCAUAUUUGUUAUAUCAAAAUUCAUUGAAUACAAAAUCGCCAAAAGACUGUAUACAUAGUCUAUGCAAACAAAAAAUGACAAAAAAAAAUAAUAAUUAUAACUCUACACUGCUAGGAUUUAAUACGCUUUAAACUCACAGACAAACACACACAAUUGAAGAACAAACCAAGAAAUAUAAAAUAAUAAGAAACAAGAAAUAACAAGACACAAUUUUUACGUGAUUCGAUAAUUUGCCUACGUCCACGAAACUGCAGGGUUUUCACUUUUAAGAGAGAGAGGAUUAUAGAGAGUGACUAUAUAUAGAUAGAAUCUUAAUCACCAAAGUAAUGGUCUUUUAUAUGUCCUACGCAUCGGGUCACAAAACAGGCCCAAGCCUCAAAAAAUUUUCAUUAAAAAUCAAAUAAUAUUAUUUCGGGUUGGAUUAUCAUCCGGAUCCACGUACAAACUAGACUCCACAAAAAGCCCAACAUAUACAAAAAUGGGGCCAAUUAUAGCUAUUUACAAUUAACUCUAACGAGUUUUCAUACUUUGAAUACAUUGCAUGAUAACUUCAUUACCAAUGUCAUUAAAAAAUGUCUUUUUUAUACAAUUAAUCAGUUAUCUGUCAUUUAUUAAUCAUUCGUUUGAUUAUGUAACCUAAUUUUUUUUAAUUUUUAUUGCAGAAAAUGAUCUCUCGACGGUGACAGUCGUAAUUGAUAAUAUCAACGUUGAAGUCACAAAUAAAAAACCUACUGGAUAUACCACAACUUUUUCGGUUUCAACUAUUUUUUAGCAAGAUCACCAUUUACAGUCCAAUGGAUAGUUUAGUACAGAUAAAUUAAACCUUGUUGGUAGAGCUGCUAAUGACCUUGAUCAUAUUGAUAUCAGUGCCUCUGAAUCUUGAUCCAUGUAUGUAACAGAUGAUGUAGAAAGCAUGAAGAUAAGGGUAGCGAAAGUGGUUGAAACAGGUAAAGUAGGUGAAGAACAUGUUACCGGUGAAGAAGAGCGUGAAGCUUUUAACAAAUGGACACAAGGGUUCACUUGUCAAGACCAUCCCUCUGUUUUGUUAGAGAUGGGAAAAGACAGAGACAAUAUAGGCCAAUCAAUGCCUAAUUUUAUAUACGUAUCGAGGCAUAAAAGUAGAGCUUCCCCACAUCAUUUUAAGGCUGGCGCCCUCAAUACCUUGCUUCGAGUAUCUGCCAUCAUGACCAAUGCACCAAUCAUCUUGACUCUGGACUGUGACAUGUACUCCAAUGACAUCCAAACACUUCACCGUAUGUUAUGCUACAUUACCGAUUCCCCAAGUCGGCCAAACUUGGGGUAUAUUCAGUUUCCCCAACGCUUUCAUGGCCUGAACGAAGCUGAUAUCUAUGCAUGCGAGCUCAAACGUGUGUUUCAAGUCCAACCAGUUGGAAUGGAUGGGCUCUCCGGGCCUAGUCAUUUCGGAACAGGAUGCUUUUUUCGGGCGUCGGGUUUUUUUGGGGCUCCAUCGUCAUUUCUCCCACCUGAAUUUCCUGAACUGAGCCCGGACCACGUCGUCGAAAAGCCCAUCAAGGCCCAACCUAUUUUGGCACUGGUGCAUCUUGUAGCUGGUUGCAAUUAUGAAAACCAAACCAAUUGGGGUUCCAAGAGGAGUCAAUCCGUGUUUCAAAUCUUAUGGGCUUCAGAUAUGGAUCCUUGGUGGAGAACUACUACACGGGAUAUCGGCUGCAAUGCGAGGGGUGGAACUAACCAGACCAAGCGGUGGUCCGUCGGCCUCCUUGAGGUAGCCUUCUCCAAGUAUUGUCCUGUAACAUUUGGUGCCCAGGCCAUGGGCCCUCUAAUGGGUCUGAAUUAUGCACACUUAGCCUUCAUGCCCAUAUGGUCUAUUCCAAUAACCACUUAUGCAUUCCUACCUCAGCUGGCUCUCCUCAAUAAAGUCUGGAUAUUUCCCAAGGUCUUGGAUUUAUGGUUUGUGUUGCACGUUUUUCUAUUUCUUGGGGCCUAUGCACAAGAUUGCCUUGACUUCAUCUUAGCCGAAGGUACUAUCCAAAGGUGGUGGAGUGAUCAGAGGAUGUGGAUCAUAAGGGGACUUUCACCUUAUUUGUUUGGAUUAAUCGAGUUCGUGACCAAAAACUUGGGUGUCACGACACAGCAAUUCAAUGUAACCAGCAAAGUAGUUGACGAUGAACACAGCAAAAGGUAUGAUCAAGGGACCUUUGAGUUUGGUGUUCCGUCGCCCAUGUUUGUGCCUCUAGCAAUGGCAGCAACAAUCAAUUUGGUCGCGUUCCUCAGGGGACUACUUGAAGUUUGCAGUGGUGGAAAUGUAGAUGGAUCGUUUGUGCAAAUGUUUAUGGCUGGUUUUGGGAUAGUGAAUUGCUUUCCAAUUUAUGAAGCCAUGGUCUUGAGGACUGACAAAGGAAGGAUGCCUAUUAAGACCACCAUCAUUUCUAUAUUUCUGUCAUGGGCUCUUUACACCACAACUUCUCUCAUAAUGAAGAUAUGAAAGGGCUUUCACUGUGGGAGAUUUGAAGAUAGUAUCAUUGUUUUGAAUUUUUCACUCUCUGUGCUAUUAGGCUUCGUUUGUAGUAUACAAUUUGUAGGGUAGAAAGUCUGGCCUGGAUGGUCAUCUAUGUAACGUGCUCAUUUAUCAAAAAUAUUGCAUCAUUUGUUCUUCAUUUGGAAGUCGUGUUUUAAGUUGCCUG
This is a messenger RNA of Ilex paraguariensis (yerba mate), 2843 nucleotides long. The record is from the annotation of a GenBank genome assembly. NCBI's taxonomy places the organism in Eukaryota, Viridiplantae, Streptophyta, Magnoliopsida, Aquifoliales, Aquifoliaceae.